AUGCUCGUCGAAGAUUCGCAGUCAGCUCGUGCGAUGAUGACGAAGAAGUAUGCGCAUUGUCCGCUGAAGAAGCGGCCCGUGCUAGUACGGGAGGAGCGGCCGGCGACGCCGCCCACUACGCCGCCUCAUCCCGCCCACAUGGCUACACACUUUUAUUACGAUUACAAUAAUUGUGAUAUGGAAAACGAUGAACCGGAAAACCUCAGUACUAAACCUGAAGACUUAUCUAAGACGGGUAACUACCCGAACAAAGCUUCAUCCCCGAUCGCUACAGCAGCCGUAAAGUUGGAGCCGAGAGAAUGGCCGCAGCAACAGCUAGAGUACUUAGCUGCCUGUCGUGCGCGCCUGGAACCAGCCGCUGAACUAGCGCGGCCCACGCCUCAAUACGCUUACCUGCCUACCUUAUAUCCCUCAUACCCUCUGGAAGAAAUGUACCCCACCGCACCGUCCCUAUCACCGCCGGCUCAUCAACUGUACCACUACUCCCCGGCGUCACCACCAUCAUCGUGCUCGCCACCACCCUGUCCUGAAGACUUACGUUCACCCGGAUCAGUAUCUUCGGACUCGGGUGUCUCCGUAUCCACUUCACGGCGCCCACGUUACCAAUGCCCAGACUGCGCAAAAUCCUACUCUACAUACUCCGGACUAUCUAAACACCAGCAAUAUCACUGCGCCGCUGCGGAAGGAAGUCUGGCUCGAAAAUCUUUCAGCUGUAAGUUCUGUGCCAAAGUCUACACGUCUUUAGGAGCGUUGAAAAUGCACAUAAGGACACACACGCUGCCCUGUAAGUGUCACUUGUGCGGAAAAGCGUUCUCGCGGCCGUGGCUUCUACAAGGACAUAUUCGCACGCACACUGGCGAAAAACCGUUCUCGUGCCACCAUUGUCGCAGAGCCUUCGCCGACAGGUCAAAUCUUCGGGCACACCUUCAAACUCACUCGGACGUGAAAAAGUAUUCAUGCACAGGUUGUGGUAAAACGUUUUCACGGAUGUCACUCUUAAGCAAACAUUUGGAAGGCGGUUGCGGCGUCCCUACCACGUCGCCUUACGAAUAUCGACCUGAAUCUAUGCCAACGGGACCCUCGCACCAGGCGCUAGCGCCCACGGCCCCGGUUCAUGCUUAUUGA
Molecule: messenger RNA, 1125 nt
Organism: Leptosia nina
Lineage: Eukaryota; Metazoa; Arthropoda; Insecta; Lepidoptera; Pieridae
Source: the annotation of a GenBank genome assembly